Molecule: messenger RNA, 2052 nt
Organism: Thermothelomyces thermophilus ATCC 42464
Lineage: Eukaryota; Fungi; Ascomycota; Sordariomycetes; Sordariales; Chaetomiaceae
Exons: 1
Coding region: 74-2020 (648 amino acids)
Source: RefSeq, a predicted model, not a curated record
UGGAUUCUCUUAGCUUUAGGCAAAGAAACUGACUGUAUUGUCAGCCUUCAAAUUCAUCACGGCUCUGGUUGAGAUGCCAAGAGAGUAUGAGCAGUACAGGCUACAGCUCAUAAUCGAGUACAACCGUCUGUUGGCCUGGGGUAAAGCAGCUGGUUUGGUUGACGUCCCAGAGGGCUCAACACUUGGCACCACUCUGGGAGCUGAUGGCAUCGAGCUCGUUGCAAUAGUGGCCCGAAUCCAGUGGCUGCUGUCGGAGUUCAGAGAGCUGAACGCCCGCUACGGCAACGAGCUGCCCCAGUCUUCCAGAUACGGCGGGGAGGGGGACGAUAAGGGAGCCGACGAGCAGCCGACCGACAUCGACAUCCUGAAAGAGGUGUCGAGCUUGGCCGUGUCAUACGAGGCAAAGAAGAAGGAACGCAGACAUCUGCGUGGCACCAACCACAUCCGCGAGUUUUUCGAAAAGGCUGGCCGCAACACCAAGGACAUCGUCACCCAUCCGGCCAGAGUACGGUGGAUUGCUAUUGACAAGGAAGCGUUCGGCGCGCUCCUGGAGGACCUCCACGCCCUAACGGAACGGCUCCAUGAGCUGAUGAGAACGUACAGGGAAAAGCAAAUUGACGACAUUAUGGCCAAGACGUACCGGGAAAUGAUCCUGACCAGAAACGACGUCCAGGAUCUGCGGGACAUGCUCGCCGCCGUCACCAGCCUGAUAUCCACGUCGGCGGUAACCCGCAAGAACAAAGAGGCCCACCCCAACGACAGGACUCUCCAGGGCCUCGUCCAGCUCAAGAAGCUCAGUCGAACUUCGGAGACCAUUCUGGCUCAGCUCAAGCGCGACACCAAGUUCGACAUCCAUCAAACCCGAUCCGACCUCGGCAUCACCGUCCGGCAGUACACCGAGUCCGACCUUAGCGAAGAGUUCACAUGGAACGAGACCGAGGUUGAGAAUCCCGAAUUCCUCCCCCGGCCGCGAGGCAUCCUCGUGACCAGCGAAGGCGACAUCCCCGUCUGGCUCGAGUGGAAAGGGCUCGGCGACGUGCCACCCAACUCCCUCAAGGACAAGGAAUCCGCCCUCCGAACAGUCGCCCUCGCCGAGAUGCUGCACCUGCCCAAGCCCCCCUCUCUCCACGUGCCCGACUGCGUCGGAUACUUCGACGACCGCGACGUCUCGGGCGCUGAGCGCUACGGCUGGUUCUUCAAGAUGCCCGAGGGCAGCGACUACGACACCCGCGUUGUCUCGCUAUACGAGAUCCUCGGUAACGCGCGGCUCAAGCCCAGCCUCUCGCAGCGGGUUGCCAUGGCGUCGAAGCUGUGCUCGACAGUGUUGAACCUGCAUGCCGUCAACUGGCUGCACAAGGGAAUCUUCAGCGAUAAUGUCGUGUUCUUCUUCGACGGAGAGCAGGACGAGGGGAAGGAAGGGGAAGGGGGGGUGAGCAAGAGAGCUACCGGCCGAGCCGGGCUCGACUACGAACCCGAAAAACCUAUCUUGUCCGGCUUCGAGUUUUCACGACCCGACGGCACCGAGACCACGGCGAGGGACGUGGAUAUCGUCUGGGAUCUGUAUCGUUGGCCUGGGAUCCAACGGCAGACGCCGACCGAGAGGAACUCAAAGAAGACGUACGACCUGUACAGCCUGGGCUUGGUACUGCUCGAGAUAGCACACUGGGAGAAGCUGGGUACGCUGAUGCAUUUAGGGGUGAAAGCCAGGGGAAGCAAGGAGGGCGAAAAGUUGCCCAACAUACCGCUCGAGGAGUCUAAGGCGGUGCGAGACUGGUUGCUGGAGGUCAAGUCAGGAGCACCGUUUGAGGCGGCGGGCCGACCGAACCCGCUCAAGGAGCUGCGCAACAUUGCCGGGGAUAGAUACUGGAAGGUGGUGGAGAGAUGUCUAUGGGCGCACGGCGAGAGAGGGUUCGGCGUGGAAGAGCGAGCGGAUCAGUCCAAUGACUCGGAGGUGGGGGUGCUGCUCCAGGAAGCAUUCACAAAGCAGGUAGUUGAGGAGCUAGAAGCUCUCCAGCUAUAACACGGCUGGGGAGGAUCUUAGGGGUGUGUGUU